Molecule: messenger RNA, 1466 nt
Organism: Petromyzon marinus (sea lamprey)
Lineage: Eukaryota; Metazoa; Chordata; Hyperoartia; Petromyzontiformes; Petromyzontidae
Product: olfactory receptor 2AT4-like
Biological process (GO): detection of chemical stimulus involved in sensory perception of smell; G protein-coupled receptor signaling pathway
Cellular component (GO): membrane
Molecular function (GO): odorant binding; olfactory receptor activity; G protein-coupled receptor activity
Source: RefSeq, a predicted model, not a curated record
UGCAGGCCCUAGGAGAUGACCGUAUUCCAUUUGUAGGACUUGCGCGCGAUGGAAGGCAACGACUCCUAUGUCAUCCUGGGGACAUUGGAAGCUCCCCACAACGUCCGCGUGCUCGCAUUCACCCUGUGCCUGAUCGUCUUCGUUGCCUCACUGCUCGCCAACCUCCUGGUGCUGCUCUCGGUGGUCGUGCGCCCGCAGCUGCACAAGCCCGUGUACGCCUUCAUGUGCAACCUCAUGACGGCCGACAUCAUUGGCUGCACGGUCAGCUUGCCCCAGCAGCUCUACAUCUUCCUGACGGGGGACACGCGCAUCCCGCGCUCCUCCUGCAUCGCGCAGAUGUUUUCCAUCAACCUGUUCAUCGGCAUCGAGUGUUUCGCCCUCGCCUCGAUGUCCGUCGACCGCUACGUGGCCAUCUGCCACCCACUUCGCUACCACGCCAUCGUCACUGGCAAACGGACGUUGAUGGCCAUCGCUGCCAUCUGGGGCUUCGUGGGGGCCGUGCUUGUGCCCCUUACCAUUCUCGUCAGCGCGCUGAAGCUGAGAGACGGCGACAGGCAGAUACAAGGCGUGAUUUGUGAUUACAUGGGGUUCGUCCGGCUGUCGCAGGGCGACACGCAGCUCCAGGCGGUCUACAGCACGGCGAUGGUCGUGGUGCUCUUCGUGGUGCCGCUGUUGCUGAUCGCGUACACGUACGCGAGGGUCAUUGUCGAGUGCGCGAGGACGCGGCGGAGCGAUUUCAAGGCGAAAGCGGCGAACACCUUCCUCACGCACUUCUUCAUGCUCGCCGUUUUCUUCGUCGCGAUCUUCCUGUCUGUCCUCGUGUCACGCUUGGUCAAGGACCUGCAGAGCGCCCAGGCGAGGAACAUGCGCUACGCCGCCGGCUUCACCAUCUUCUUCAUCCCCAUGGCCAACGUCAGCAUCUACGUGUUCAGAACGAAGGAGCUGAGGAGGGAGAUGACGCAUUGCCUCCGUGCGAUUAUUCCGAGCGAUUUCUGCGGAGCGAGGGUCCACAAGGUAUCGGCAAUCGUUUAGAGGGGUUCUGAACACUCCUUCCUGAACGGUCAGUGCGAUGGCACGUAGCACAGAGCAACGUCGUAAGCGGGGUAAAAUGUCGGUCACGUAGAAGCUUCAGUCAAAGUGAUGUUCUGCUCAAAUGAGCAUUGAGCCAGUGCUAACCUCCUGUUUACAGUUCCGAGCCAGUGGUCGAGAAGCCACAUUCCAAUGACGGGGGCAAGUCUAUUCACAGGACAACCGAUUGUGACUUUCCCACAAAGUCGCACUUAUUUUAUUGGCCCCAGUAGGAUGAUGGGUUGAGUCAGCCACCAACCAGGAAUUGAACUCUCAACCGUCCAUUAGCGGGCUUCUCGCCCUACGUUUGUGCCACCUGUAGCGAAAACUAUACUCUUAAAACAACUUUUUUUUUCAUUUUACCAGGUAAGGCCCACUGACCUAUACUGUACAUCUCU